AGAAGAAGGGCGCAGACUCCUGCCUACAGGAAGUGUUGAGUUGGUGCUGGUAGUAGCUUUAUUUCUCUGUGCUUGUUUAUUUCAUUGACUCUGACAGAACAUAUCCCUGGUCCGGCUGGAUGCUGCCUUCACCUCCUCCAUCCUCCCAUUCCAGCUCAGCCUGUUGAGUGUGUGCAUGUGUGUGUAUGUGUGUGUAAAUUGAGUCUUGAUCCAUGUGAGCAUGUUUCUGUAGGAUAGUGUAUGCGAGUGUGUGUGUGUGCCCACCAUGUCCCCGUCUCCCUCGCUGUGUCUCCACCUUCCCCUCCUGCUGCUUCUCCUCACCUCGUCUGACUCUUCCCUGGUUCCUGAAAAGGAGCCGGAGACCCAGCCCAGCGCCACACCAGCUAACUGCACCACUGGAUGUGUUAAUGGUGGUGGCAGUCAAAAUGAAACAGAUCGACAGAUGAAUGAGUCAAUAGACGGACUGGAGAAGGUGUCCCUCAACCAAUCUGCAUCCAUCAACCACAUCUUAAACAUCUCUGUAGUAUCUUCAACUCCACUCAACCAAUCUUCAGAGGCACAGGCUGCUCAUACUGCGCCCAUCACCAGCACUGCUGCUACUACACCCACAAUUGCAAGGAAUCACACCUCAACUACACCCACACCACCUCCAAUAACUCCAAAAACAACUACACAAACAACACCCUUCAUGACAACAUCAACGACUCCACCAACAACAACAACAACUCCACCAACAACAACAACAGCUCCACCAACAACACCAACACCAACCACCAGACCACCACCCUUCUCCACAGCAGCAGCGUCAAACCCUGCAACAACUAUAAAAACUACAACCCCACUACCAAAAGCUAACACGACCCUUAUGGUGACUACAACCAAAGGUACGCAACAGACGAAAGCCCCAAGCUCUGCAGCGCCACCACCAGUUCAGACGUCUUUACCCAAAGAGACCACCACCGUAACCGUCAGGAGCACCACUACUGAAAAUAACAAAGAGCCUGUUGCCUUUGGAACGGUGGUGGAGGUUGCUGGGUUGCCGUUGACACUGCAGCUGGUGGACACGGCGUCUUUACUCUCCGUCUUGCUCUUUGGCCUACUCUUCUUCUUGGUCUCGGUGGCCGUGUUCGUCACUCAGGCCUACGAGAGCUACCGGAGGAAGGACUACACCCAGGUGGACUACCUGAUCAACGGCAUGUACACAGACUCUGGGGUUUGAGGGGGGAGGCACAGCGCGUCUUAUUGCCUGGAGACUGUAACAUGGAGGAUGGACAGCAUGGUGCCGCUGUUGAUUCACAAAGUGAGUCAGUGUUCCUGUUAGACAGUUCACAGGAGAAGAGGGAACGGACUACACCAACAGCCCUGAUCUGCUCCACUUAACUCUUGUUCUUCCCUGCUUCUCUUUCUUUAAUGGCUUCAAUGCUAGGGGUUUGGUCCCAGUUUGCCAAAUGUUGAGCACGUUGCUUAGGUUACCUGUACGUAACCCCGGUUCUAUGCGUAUGUGCGAAGCCCUCUAUUGGUCCACGGCAGAUCUCCUCCACUGCUGGUCAGUCAGUCCAGCUGUGGUUGGUCAGCGUGGCUCGACCAAUCAGGAUGCUUCCAAGGUAAAACAAAAAGAAACUGCUGAACAUCAUUUUUUCUUUACUGAAAUAUAUGUGUAGGCCUUAUUGGCAAAUUGUUUCAGGUUUUGUAUCUUUUCCAGAUGAAUGUAUUUCAACUCUUAAUUUAUAGCAUUAUGCAUUUCUUUCCACAUUCAAAUCGAUGUUUCUAUUUGGAAUAUAAGGUCACAACGAUAUGAAGGACCGAAGCAGAUUUGUGAAUAUAAUAUACGAAAUGGGACUUUAUUUCACAUAAAAGGGACUCAAAAUGUUAAGUAAAAACUCUUUACAAAUGCUUUGUCAACCUUAAACAAUGACUUACAAGACGUCUUAAGAAUAAUACACUAAGAGGGCUAAGCAAUAAUUCAGUAUAAUAAUCAAUAUCCUUCGUAUCAAAUCUGAUCAUGUGUCUGGGCAAAAUGUGAAUAUUUUAGAAAACUUAACUGAGGAGUUCACUUAAAAUUGGUCACUUACAUUUGAAUAAUUGUUUCUGAUGUAAUACAUUCAGCCUGUCUGUCUGAAUGCUGUUACUUGUAGUUAUUUUUUUAUAUGUAACUGAUAGAAAAGAUGAACUACAUGUGUGUCAGUUGAAUUAUCUUUUGAAUGUAGCCAAUAAUUAACAUCGAGUGCAAUGGAAAAGAUCUGUGACCGGGAAACCGUUGGUGCACAUGAAAUCUGUCUGACAGUGAUGGUGUGUGUAGCAUUUCUCUCUUGCGGUUUUCAGUUUGUUAAACCUACUUUUGACCUUGGUAAUUAGACUGAGUAGGGCUGCACGGUUUGGAAAACACAAAUAAAUUGCGAUUAUUUUUGAUUUGCGAUUUUAUAGGAAAAGAACAUUUACGAAACAUUUUUUAUUUUAUCAUUGAAUGACAUUAAAAUGAUCAACAGGUACAUUUUUUUUUUUUUAAACAAUGAUUAUGAAUUAAUUGUGUGGAAAACAGGACCUCAAUAAUUCAUUCAGAUAUUUUUUACAUAUCUUUCCUUUACAAAAUAUUGCUUCUACUGCGAUUUAGAUAUUGCACUGGUCCAUAUUGCGAUUUCUAAAAAGGUAUUUCUAAAAUGUUCAGCCCUCAUCAGGACAUAGCACUCAGUUCUUUUUCAAUUCUACCUAAAAAUAUAAGACAUAGAUAGAGCAGACUUUGAUUCCGAUUAAAUGUUCGAUGAAUUGUGCAGCCCUAGUUCUGAGAAAUAAUGAUACGUCAACAACAUCUUAAACUGUUCAACAUCUGUUUAGACGAAUGACAGAUGUUGUUAUAGCCUAGCUUAGCUCAACUCCUGCUAGCCUUUCACAUUCUUUGUUACUGCAGCCAGCCAUUACUGUCACCAUUUUAUAAUGUGGACAUCGCACUACUGCAAACGACGAGGGUUACUAUGCCAACAUGUUUUACUUUCUUUUUAUAUCAAAUAUUUCGCAAAUGAUUGCAUUUGAUUUCAGAGUCUUAUGAUUUCACCGUCGUUCCAUUAGCUUUCAUUGAUGACAUUUCAGCUGCUUAGUUUCUUGUUUUUGAACGUGUCCUGCAAUGAAUCAUGGGAACGGCCCCAUACUAGCUUAUUUCAAUACAUUUCAUAUUUUGCUCACAAUUAAUGUCUUUUCAAAGGCUCUGCUAUUUCUUAUCUUAAUUUUGAAUUGUCUGUAUUAAUCCAUCUUCUGUCUGUAUUAAUGACCAAUGUAUGGGUAUUAUUUUGUCCAUUGUUCCUAAACAGAGAAUUCAUCUGGCUACAGAUAUAACUCUGUAUAUUUUCUCAUGUUUUAGUUUUAAUGUUUCAUAUUUCAUUUAUGCAUUUCAAGCCAUUUUUCCACUUUAAAAUGCAUCACUUUUUUCUCAUAAUUAUUCCAUGUGUUAUCCUAAUGAAUGGGUUUAAGUUGCCAUUAUCUUUCCCAUAAUGAGUGAGAAACUGAAUUAUGGAAGUUAUAAAUGUGAAAGCAGGUGUCUUAAAGUUUGCAUUACAGUUGAAAAGUGAUGAACACACACUCGGCAGUAACUGUUACAGUUAUGACCAAUAUGUAAUAUUAGGAAUUAUGGACGGAUGUUCUAAGUUGCUCUCAAUAGAUCUCCAGAGAACAAACAAACGUAUUUCUUGUUGCCUUUCUCUUCCCUCGACCACUUUGUAUUAGCGUUCUCCUCCUGAGGGUUCAUGGUUGAUGGACAGUUGCCAAAUAUUCACUGAAGCACAUUAUUGUAAGAUAAAGCCAUGGAAACAUAAAGCCAUUACUAAUGAUAUACGAUCAUCAUGUGAAACAGAGUAUUUGUGCAGUAAUUACAGCAAAAAGCAUUACCUUAAUCUCUUUAUUUUAUUUGAUUAUUAUUUUCCACAUCUUUAAAGUUUAUGUCACGCCAUAAUAGAUUUUUUGCUUAUUUUUUUUGUAAGAAAAUAAAACAAUCAUUGUAUUUGGAAAAUGUCUGGUUUCAGAAUUGCAGGGGAAUAUAAAAUGAGUUUAAAAGAGCAUCAGAGGCCAUUGGUACUGAAGGAAAGAGCGGCUUUGUUUGAAAUAAUUUAUGUCUAAAUUAUAUUUAUCUCGGGAACAAGAUCUUUAUUCAAAUUUUUUGGGAAAUUCAAUCUUUUUGUAUUAUCCUGUUACAGCCAUAAAACUAGAUCUUUGAUUGGAACACCAGUUCUUAUGAACAAAUAUAAUCCUGAGGUUAUUCAAAUCUGAUCAAAAUAUGAGUUAAUGAAAUGAGCCGCUCUCAUGCGUGGGUGCUGUGAUCUUUUUUCAUGAUCUCUCACUAAUUUUAUUAAGAUUAGCAUGGGAAAUGUUCUCUUGUCAUUAUUGAUCAAAUCUAAAACCAACCCACCUUCCACUCAUUGGAUAAAAACAGACAUAACUGUUUGGUAUUUAGAGAUAUUUAGCAUAGUUCACUUCAUUCUUUGUUCAUUUAUGAAUACGAGUAACAAUUGGGGUUAUGAUUUCACAUUCUGUAAGUUGACUCAAGUUAAGUGAACUCCAAAUGUCAGACGAUUAGAAUGCAAACUGAUGAUGUACUGUGUCCAUGACGUGAGGGAAGCGUUUUCAUCAUUUGAGGAUUUUCUAACUUUGAUUUACACUUCUGAUGCCAAUAAUUGUAACGUGAGCUGUUUGAGCUCCUGGCUGAUGAGUUCAGGGUGGAUCUGUGUUUGCAGGAUGUCGAGAAAUGACGUGUGUGCCAACUCAACAUUGUACGAAUGCACUUUAAAAAUAUAUUUUUACUUGCAGAGUAAAUAAAUAUUGAAAAAGAAAUGUGACUUGUUUGUU
Messenger RNA from Trematomus bernacchii (emerald rockcod), 4830 nucleotides. RefSeq lists its product as uncharacterized. The coding region runs from base 266 to 1219 and encodes 317 amino acids. NCBI's taxonomy places the organism in Eukaryota, Metazoa, Chordata, Actinopteri, Perciformes, Nototheniidae. The transcript is spliced from 3 exons. The record is from RefSeq and is a predicted model, not a curated record.